This is a messenger RNA of Rhinichthys klamathensis goyatoka, 2193 nucleotides long. RefSeq names its product NADPH dependent diflavin oxidoreductase 1 (gene ndor1). Gene Ontology annotation, molecular function: flavin adenine dinucleotide binding; FMN binding; NADPH-hemoprotein reductase activity. Lineage: Eukaryota; Metazoa; Chordata; Actinopteri; Cypriniformes; Leuciscidae. Gene Ontology annotation, cellular component: cytosol. Bases 77 to 1867 code for a protein of 596 amino acids. The record is from RefSeq and is a predicted model, not a curated record. The transcript is spliced from 15 exons.
UACAGUCGGUUUGACUUUGCCGGAGCUGUCAAGUGGGAAAAAGAAGAGAGACGAAUUAAUACCAUUCAGUGUCAGGAUGAGCAUCCACACUCUCCUGGUUCUGUACGGGAGUCAGACGGGAACAGCGCAGGACACGGCAGAGCGGAUCGGCCGUCAGGCGCAGAGGAGGCGGAUGAGAUUCAGAGUCGAAGCCCUGGACACUUACAAUGUGGCCAACCUGAUCUCAGAGUCUUUAGUAGUGUUUAUCUGCGCCACCACAGGACAGGGGGACCCUCCAGACAAUAUGAAGAAAUUCUGGAGAUUCCUGUUCAGGAAGGCAUUGCCUGCUGAUUCUCUUUGUCGACUUGACUGUGCUGUGCUGGGCCUUGGAGACUCCUCGUAUCCAAAGUUCAACUUUGUUGCGAAGAAGCUCCAUAAGCGUUUGCUUCAGCUUGGUGCUAAUAUGCUGCAGCCUGUUGGACUGGCUGAUGAUCAACAUGAUCUGGGGCCUGAUGGUGUGAUUGACCCCUGGUUGCUUUCGUUCUGGCAGAAAACCCUGUCUGUCUACCCUCCUCCUGCUGGCCUCGCUCCAAUCCGUGAGGAAGAAAAACUUCCACCCCGAUACGUUUUCCACUUCCUAGAUGAAGUCCCAGUUAAGCAGAUUGAGCAUCUCCAGACACCUGAUAAUAAGGCUCUUCCCACCUCGCUGCAGCCUUUUCCAGCUCGAGUCGUGUUCAAUCAGAGAGUGACUCAUCCCUCACACUUCCAGGAUGUCAGGCAUAUCGAGUUUGACAUUACAGGCUCCAACAUCCAGUACAAUGCAGGGGACGUUGUAAUGAUGAGACCCUGUAAUGCUGCAGAGGAUGUGGAGCAGUUCUGCCAACUAUUGAAGCUUGACCCGGAGUGCUACUUUACACUAACUUCCACUGACAGCAGCACAGCAGCAGUCCCUGUGCGUCUUCCUCAGCCCUGCUCCGUUCGCUUUCUGGUGGAACAGUUCCUGGACAUUUCUGCUGUUCCACGUCGUUCCUUCUUUGAGGUGUUGGCCACUUUUGCCACUAAUGAGCUGGAGCGUGAAAAACUUGUGGAGUUUAGCUCUGCUCCGGGUCAGGAUUCUCUUCACUCCUACUGCAACCGACCCCGCCGAACAGCCCUGGAGGUACUGACAGACUUCCCUCACACCACAGCUGAGUUAAGCAUUGACUACUUGUUGGAUCUUUUUCCAGAAAUUCAGCCUCGCUCCUUCUCCAUUGCCUCUUCUCUCUUGCAACACCCUGACCGAAUCCAGAUCUUGCUUGCUGUGGUGAAAUAUAAAACCCUGCUUUUGAAGCCACGCAAAGGCCUCUGCUCUUCCUGGCUGGCAUCUCUGGAGCCCUCGAAAGGAGAUGUUUACAUACCGCUGUGGGUGAAGAAGGGGAGUUUGAGAUUCCCUCACGACCCAGACUCCCCUGUGAUAAUGGUGGGACCAGGGACUGGUGUGGCUCCCUUCAGAUCUGCCAUACAGGAGAGGGCUGCUCAUGGGAAGAUGGCUAAUGUGCUAUUUUUUGGCUGUCGCUCUGAAUCAAAAGACUUCUACUGUCGAUCAGAAUGGGAGGAGAAGGUGCAUAGGGGCCACAUGAUCCUUGUCACAGCCUUCUCCAGAGAUCAGGAGGAUAAAAUCUACGUUCAGCAUCGCGUAAAGGAACAAAGCAAACUUUUAUGGGAUCUGAUAGCAAAGAAGAAUGCGUUCUUUUACAUAGCAGGAAAUGCCAAGCAGAUGCCCACAAGUGUAUGUGACGCGCUGAAAGAAGUAUUCCAGAAAGAGGGUGGGAUUUCUGAAAACCAGGCACACGAGAUGCUGGAUGCCAUGGAGAAAACCGGACGCUUUCAAAGUGAAACCUGGUCCUGAUCUCUCCAUUAAAUCCAUAGCCUUAAUAAACAAAAAAUAGCCUCAAGUGUGAAAAGUGAGUUGAACUGAGAUUAAAUGGUGUUGUAUAGUGCUUUGAUUCCAAACCUCAGUUGUGGUCCAACCACUUUCUUCGCCCAACAAGUUCCCCACUGCCUUUGACAAUGUAACUGGGACCUGUAAGCUUAACAGAAGUUACAAACAACACACUACCAGACCAUGAAUUUAAUUUGAUGUUAGCUGUAAUCUAGGCUGGGGUUACUGCUUUCAUUUUUAUUGUAUGGAUUUGACUUAUUGAAGGACAAAGUAAUAAAGACUUGGAAAAUUUA